AUUCCCACCAUGGAUGUGCAAGUAGAGGAGCAGGUUAAAGCGUUAAAAAUCGGUAGUUCGUCGGAAAAUAUAAUCAAAUUGCUCCGUCGAUUCCUCGCCGUGCAGCAACGCCGUGCCCUUGCUUAUGCCCGCCUUAAACGGGGAUUUGAGAAUUAUAUCGUUUCAGGGGGUGAGAUAGCUUACCAGCAGCUUUGCAGUGAGAUAACAGUCGAAUACAAUGAUUGUUCAAAGCAGGUCCUUGAAUUGGAAUCACUAUUCGCAAGUCCCGAUAGUUGCAGAGAGGAUCUAGCUCACUUGCUCCGAUCAGUUCAAGCACAAGAAAAGGAGAAAUUGAACUUAACAGCUACGAUUCAGGUGCUGAAAAAGGCCGGCCGGCCCUCAGAACGUCUGGUGAGUCACGAUAAUUGCCGAUUCAGAGAGUCAACGGGACAUGAGUGCCUUCACAUCCAGCAGAUAACCGAAGCUUCUGGCACAGAAGAGGCCGAGGCCGAUGCUCAGUACGAAAUUGCACUCAAGGAAGCCAUUAGAGGCGUGCAGGACACAGUCCUCGCAAUUAACCAACACUUGGAAGAAGUCAGGUACGAGAUUGAAGCUCUUGAGGCCGAAUAACCAUUCUAAGUACUACUGUGAAGUGCUUUUCUUGGGGACUUUAUAUUGGGAAAGUAAAUUGUCCGUAUUGGAAUCGGUUAUGUGAUAUUGGAAGUUUGGUUUUCGUAUCUUGUGUGUCCGUAGAAUAUCAAGACCGGCGUAAAAGGAUAAUCAAAUCACCAGAGCAGCAAAAUAAAAUAAAAUAUUAGAUGCUUACAUCAUAUGAAAAGCCAUUGACUGAAACCUUCAAUGGAUCAAAUAAAAACAAAUAUUGUGAGAACCCUUUACUUAUUAUUAUUACUCCAUACUCUAGCAAAUCUAUCUAGCUAAAACACAGACUCCAAGUCAGCAUCCGAACUAGAAACCGAAGCAGAAACAGCCCCCCGGACGAGACUUCUUGGGGGACUUCUUCUUUUGCGGAGCUGCCGCACGCUCAGCAGAAACAGCCACCGGACCAGACUUCUUCUUGUUCGACUUCUUCUUCUUUACGCUCUUGCUCGAGCUUGUGUCGGAAAAAGAGUAGGAGCUAGAGCUGGAGCUCGUCGAGCUAGCAUCGGAAUUAGAUGAAAUAGAGGUCGAAGUAGUUGAGCUGUGCCUGCAGCCCCUCCUCGGUGGGGAUGAAGACGAGGAUGAAGAAGAAGAAUAGUACUUCAUGUGUGUGCAUCUCUUGUGCUUGCACUUGCUACUGCUGGCUUUUUGGCUAGCUUUGCUGCUGCUUGCUUUGCCGCCACCACCCAUUGUUUUGUGAUGGGGGAGCUUUAAUGAAUACUGAGUAUACACAGGAAAAUUAUGUAUAUAUAGAUCUAGGGGAUAUCGGUUAUUUGGAAAG
Messenger RNA from Striga asiatica, 1417 nucleotides. Lineage: Eukaryota; Viridiplantae; Streptophyta; Magnoliopsida; Lamiales; Orobanchaceae. The record is from the annotation of a GenBank genome assembly.